Phyllopteryx taeniolatus (common seadragon) is the source of this 4506-nucleotide messenger RNA. RefSeq lists its product as uncharacterized. The transcript has 2 exons. Bases 2860 to 3744 code for a protein of 294 amino acids. Lineage: Eukaryota; Metazoa; Chordata; Actinopteri; Syngnathiformes; Syngnathidae. The record is from RefSeq and is a predicted model, not a curated record.
UAAUUCUCAAGCUUCUACCCUAAUUGGGGCGGAGAAUUCUUGCCUUUGCUUCCAAACUCAGUUGUCACUUACAAUCCCGUCUUAUACAUUCAUACUUUUACACAUACACACGAUAUUAAUAACGUUUUUAUAAACACACGAAAACACGGAAACACAGAAACACAGAAAUACGGAAUUUAAGUACGUACAGGACCCCGCCGUCCCCACGGAUUUUAUCGGAUUCCGUUGUCCAUCUUGACCACUUGCCAGUGACUAGUAUUACACAAGGUUUGUUCUGCCGCAGACUUCUUCGUCGCGCAAUUCACUCACUCUUUAAUCCUUUUUUCCCCCAAAAAUUUUUUAAAAUUUAACUCACCACUCGUCUUCAAUCCUGUGGAUUGUCGUCAACCUUCAGAUCCCAGUUGAGGAGGACGAAGACCAGUCCCGUAAAAGGGUCUUACUUGCCGUGGCCACGGUCUCUUAACUGGAAGUCGGCUCCACAACUGGAAUCCUCGGGUGUGUUGACAUCCGGCUCGAAGGACCAAUUUAAUGUUGGAUUUAUCUUACCCAACAUUAUAAAAAAUAGACACAAAAGGAAUGAAGACGCUGGUUUCUUUUUCUCAUGAGGAGGGCGUAUGGGAGAUUGUUCAGAUCACAGUCUCUCAACACGCUCUAAACAAUCCCCCCCCCUCGCUCCUGGUUUUAUUUGAAAUAGGAGGGAUUUACAAAUCAUAAUGUUCUAAGCAAUAAGACACAACACAAAAUAUUUGAUUACAAGAGGGUUUUUUCCAGACAUAGUGUUCUAAGUAAUAAGACACAACACAUAAUAUUGAACCAACACCUGUCACGACCCGACCACAUCCGAUCACGUCCUUGGUCCAGGCGCCCUUCCAUCGGAUGAUGCUGAGUCUUCUUUUUGAAGGCGAGACAUCUAAAAUUGUCCAUUAUACUAAUGCAAGCUAAGCAAAUAAAUGAUAACUUCUACAAUUUAUCUAACAAAUGACCAUUGUGCAAAGGGUGCUGCGACUUCAAGGAGUGUAUGCGAUUUAAAUUGACGAGUAGUGCGAUAAUCUGGGACAAUGUUGGUUGUGCAAAUGUUACAGAUACUCCUCAAUCAGUGUGCAAAUGGAGCAGAUGCUACUCUGGCAUGAGUGGCCAGUAUAUGCAAAUAGUGCAGCAUGGCGAGACAACUACAGUGAGUGCACGAGUAAUACAUAAUUGGCCCCACAGAAAUGUGACAACGAACUCAAGUCAAAAAAUUGCCAGCUUGUUGUAAUGGAAUUAUAGGUUAGCUGUUUAAGAAGUUGAUUGCAAGAGGGAAGAAGCUGUUGGAAUGUCUACUAGUUCUAGUUUGCAUUGAUCGGUAGCGCCUACCUGAGGGAAGGAGCUGGAAGAGCUGGUGACCAAGAUGGCGCCUACCAGUGUGGUCGCCUCCCAGUGUGGUCGCCUCGGUAACCCGCUCUCUAGUAUUGUUUUUGUGUUUCGUCCGUCUUUGGAGACCUUACACGACUCACUUACACAAGGGGAGACCUACUAACCAUCAAGGAGGCUACUCCGGACUUUCUGUCACCAACUUUCGCAAAUCCGCUCAGUUUUUCCCCGAGUUACUCACCGGAGCGGCGUCCGUGGUUUUCGGCCCAUGGAGACGGAAGCGGCGCCACAGAGGAAAACGGGCCGGCAUUCAGGUGAAACUCCACAAGAGAGGACACAGAUUGGCGUUCCCGUCGAUCCACCUCGCGAAUGUACGCUCCCUACCCAACAAAAUGGACGAGCUUCAUCUUCUGUUAAAGACCAGUAAAGACUUCGGACGUUCCGCGGCCAUGUGCUUCACGGAGACCUGGCUUUGCGACGCUGUACCCGAUGGCGCCGUCAUGCUUCCCGGCUUUCACAUUCAUCGAGCGGACCGCGACAUGGAAUCAUCGGGGAAAACAAAGAGCUGCGGGAUAUGCCUCUAUAUCAACGAAAAAUGGUGUACGGACGUCACGGAGCUCAGCACACACUGCAGUCGCAUUUGGAGUCGCUAUUUUUAAACUGUAAACCAUUCUACUCGCCACGUGAGUUCGCAUCGUACAUACUGGCUGAAGUCUACAUCCCGCCUCAAGCUAACACGAACGCCGCACUGCUAACGCUCGCCGAACAAGUCAACGAAAUUGAAAAAAAACACCCGGACUCACCCCUCAUUAUUCUCGGGGACUUUAACAAAGCUAAUCUCAACCACGAACUCCCUAAAUACAAGCAGCACAUCGACUGUCCUACCAGGGAAAAUAAUACUUUAGACCACUGCAACACUACGGUAAAAAACGCAUACCGUGCUAUACCUCGUGUAGCCCUGGGCUCGCCUGAUCACUGCUUAAUUCACUUAAUACCGACGUACAGGCAAGAACUUAAAUGCGCAAAGCCUACAGUGAAAACAGUGAAAAAGUGGACCAAUGAAGCCAAGAUGGAACUUCAAAGCUGUUUAGAUUGCACAGACUGGAGUGUCUUUGAAAAUUCAGCUGGCAGCCUGGAUGAAUAUACGGACACUGUCACAUCCUAUAUGAGUUUCUGUGAAGAGAUUUGUGUACCAACAAAAUCAUUUCGCACAUUCAACAACAACAAGCCGUGGUUCACUGCUAAACUUAAGCAGCUUCGCAGAAUACCUUCUACUGCAGAUUUGAAAAGGACAGUUUCACACCACACACCCACCCGGCCGCACCCGCGACCACAAUCACACCUCUGACCUCUGCGUUAACCAUCCAUGAACAGGAUGUCAGACGCAUCUUCAAACAACAAAAGAUUAACAAAGCGGCAGGCCCGGACCACGUGUCCCCAUCCUGCCUCAAAGUCUGCGCCGACCAGCUCGCUCCAGUCUUCACUCAGAUCUUCAAUAGAUCUCUGGAAAUGUGCAAAGUUCCAUCCUGUUUCAAACGCUCCACCAUCAUUCCAGUCCCCAAGAAACCUGCAAUCUCUGGUCUGAAUGACUACAGGCCUGUCGCUUUGACAUCUGUGGUCAUGAAGUCCUUUGAACGUCUCGUGCUGGACCACCUCAAGAGUGUCACAGGUCCCCUGCUGGACCCCCUGCAGUUUGCCUACCAAGCAAACAGAUCUGCGGAUGAUGCAGUCAACAUGGGACUGCACUUCAUCCUAGAACACCUCGACAGUGCAGGGACCUACGCGAGGAUCCUUUUCGUGGACUUCAGCUCAGCGUUCAACACCAUCAUCCCUGAACUCCUUUCAUCCAAGCUUCUCCAGCUCAGCGUCUUACCUGCCAUCUGCCAGUGGAUUUACAGCUUUCUUCAGGAGGCAUCCUUCGCCACAGCUGCCCCUCACGUUGUCCAGCUGCCUUGUGUCAACCGUCGAGACCUUCAAGUUCCUGGGAAUUACAAUCUCUCAGGACCUGAAGUGGGCGACCAACAUCAACUCCGUCCUCAAAAAGGCCCAGCAGAGGAUGUACUUCCUGCGGCUUCUGAGAAAGCACGGCCUGCCACCGGAGCUGCUGAGACAGUUCUACACAGCGGUCAUCGAAUCAGUCACAGGACUGGUUCUUCCAUCACAGUCUGGUUUGGUGCUGCUACAAAAAAGGACAAACUUCGACUGCAACGGACAAUCAAAACUGCUGAAAGGAUUGUCGGUACCCCCCUACCGACCCUUGAGGACUUGCACGCUGCCAGAACUAAGACAAGGGCGUGCAAAAUCCUCUCGGACCCUCCGCACCCCGGUCACCUAUUCCUCUUAAAGUUAACACUGCCCCCAUGCUCCUCUCUCUCUCUGCACAGCUCUAGAUGACAAUAGAUGGUACUCCUGCCAUCAUGCCCGCCACGUCAAUGCAUGGCCUGGAAAUGUGCCACAAUAAACAUAGCCCCCAAAUGUGAAUGUGUUGCCUUUGAAGGAAUGUCACCACAUUCAAAAUGGCCACCACUAAGGCACGGGGUGGCACAUCAGUUGGUUGGAUCUAGUCAUAUUGUAUAUCUGUGACUCAGAAAUAUGUACUGUAUGUCAUCUCUGCCCAUAUUGCGUCACAACGCCAGUAAACAACAACGGACAAUUCUGGAACUAUCAGACUUUGUCAACGCUGGUUUCUCCAAUGGAAACUAUUUUUUGAACACACAUACUGUCCAGGUGGUCCGUUACUUACGAUAUACAUAAAAUUAGGGUCCGGUAAUUCGAGGUUCCACUGUAAUGAAAAUGAAACGCUCAUCCACAAGAUGGCAGAAGGGUCGCGGGGCGCUGGAGCCUAUCCCAGCUGACUUCGGGCGAAAGGCGGACUACACCCUGAACUGGUCGCCAGUCAGUCACAGGGCACAUAUAGACACGGACAACCAUUCACAUUCACAACGUCACUGAGUGGGAACUGAUCCCACAAUGCCCGCACCAAAGUCAGGCGAGUGCACCACUACACCAUCAGUGACUCUGACAUAUUAUCAAUGCACCUUUUAUUCUUUAUCAUCACAAUGACAAGACAAUUUUACUGUGGACCGUGCAUGGGUGUGCUGGUCUCCCAGAGAUCAAGAUUAAAUGAAUUAUGUUCAUGACUUCCUCUUUCCUUCA